This is a messenger RNA of Arachis duranensis, 858 nucleotides long. RefSeq lists its product as uncharacterized. The transcript has 8 exons. The record is from RefSeq and is a predicted model, not a curated record. NCBI's taxonomy places the organism in Eukaryota, Viridiplantae, Streptophyta, Magnoliopsida, Fabales, Fabaceae. The coding region runs from base 1 to 858 and encodes 285 amino acids.
AUGGUAGACCAAAUACUUUCAUAUCUUGAAGAAGGGAGGGUUGAGCCAUUAAUAGUCAUAGCACCGUUUUUCAAACCCAGCAGAUGGAAUGAUAAGACAUCCGUGCAGAGUCACUUCGGCUAUUCCAAUUUACGUAUCAACCCCGACCUAGAAGAGGUCAACGAAUUUUGUAACAGGAGGCUUUCUGAAAAACCUUCAAAUUCAACGAGGAUUACUCAAGUUUCAUCGCAUGAUCCGCGUUCCGAUGUAGACAAACUAAAACAUGCAGAUGUCGAGGAAGGACCUAUCUGGAUUGCUGGAACUAUUGUUUCAAUUAAUGCUGAAAAAGACGAUUGGUUCAAGGUCGAGGUGAUGGUGUACAAUGGAACAAGAAGCAUCAUGUUGUUUAUGUGGGAUAGAGAAACGAUACAAUUAUGUGGGAGGCAAGCUGACCAGAUCAAGGAUGAGGAGUGUACUGAUGGGAAAGGUUACCCUCCAACAUUGGAUUGCAUGAUGGACAGAAGGUUACUCUUCAAAGUAAAUGUCAAAGCGUCAAAUAUUAGGCACUAUGACCAGGUUUAUACUGUCAUGAAGAUUUGUGAUGAUGAGGAAAUUGAGACCGAUUAUAGUGACUCGCUUGAUGUCUUUGCAGCUGCGGUUAACCUGCACAAUGAUACUGAAUUUAUGCUUUCUGUGGAUGGUUUGGAAGACAAUGUCACAAGUCUCAAAUCCAAAACCCCAGCAAAAAGAGCUCCCAUAGGACUAAAGCACAAACUGGCUAUUAAUCUUGACAAAGAAGAUGUGGGAUUUUCCACAAACAAAUUUAGCCGAAAGGAAGGGAAGAGGCAAAAGAUGCAAUCUCAUGAAAGUUAUAAAUGA